AUGGGCAACUGCAUCCCAGUGAGCCCCAAAGUCCUACAGAACGGAACCUUUGUGAACCUGCUGGACCUCCUGGGCAACUUCACCACCAGUGAGGACUACAUCGUGGACUACACCGCCUCCGAGCCCUGCCACAACACCUACUGCCCCUUCUUCCAGCGCGCAGCCCCCGCUUUCCUGGCCAGCACCUGCGUCGCUGCCGCCCUGGCCACCGGUGCGCUGCUGGUGGCCUUGGCCAAGUGUCCCCACGCGUGGCCACACCACCGAGCGCUGGUGGCCCAGCUGGCGGUGGCGACCGGGCUCUUCGCCGCGGUGCUGCCAGCGGUGGCGGCGGGCAUCGGGCAGGGCUGGCGGCUGGGCGCAGGGGCUUGCAAGGUCACCCAGCUGCUGUGGCACUGCAGCGUCUUCGCGCAUGGGCUGCUGGUGGCCAGCGGGUGCUGCAGCGGCGUCUGGAGCCACUGGGACCCCCGCAGCCAGCGCCUGGCCGUAUCCAUCUGGGUCUGGGCGCUGCUGCUGGCCCUGCCGGCUGCGCUUGCCGGCGGCACGGUGGCGGCUCCGGAGGUGAGCUGCAUCCGCCGAAACGUCGACGUCCUCUCGCCCGCCUACCUGCUGCACCUGGCUUCCUGCCUCUGCGUCUUCCUGCUGCUGCCGGCUGCGCUGCUGGUGGCCGCCCUGGUCCGCAGGGGGCAGCGAGCGGGCUGGGGGCCCGGGGCCGGCGCGAGCUGGCUCUUCUUCGUGCUCUGGGUGCCCUACAGCGUGGGGCUGGCCGUGGAUUUCCUCCUGCACGCCGAGCUGCUGCAGAGCACCUGCGGCAUCUUCGAGCGGUUUGAUUACGCCCUGGGGCUGUGCGAGGCGCUGGGGGUGCUGCACUGCUGCCUGGGGCCCGCCGUGCUGCUCGCCGCCGGGCUCUGCUGCCGCAAUGUGGGCGCUGCCGGCGGCUUCUGA
Cygnus atratus (black swan) is the source of this 942-nucleotide messenger RNA. RefSeq names its product atypical chemokine receptor 1 (Duffy blood group) (gene ACKR1). The transcript has 2 exons. NCBI's taxonomy places the organism in Eukaryota, Metazoa, Chordata, Aves, Anseriformes, Anatidae. The coding region runs from base 1 to 942 and encodes 313 amino acids. The record is from RefSeq and is a predicted model, not a curated record. Gene Ontology annotation, biological process: inflammatory response; chemokine-mediated signaling pathway. Gene Ontology annotation, molecular function: chemokine binding. Gene Ontology annotation, cellular component: membrane.